Messenger RNA from Trichophyton rubrum CBS 118892, 366 nucleotides. RefSeq lists its product as uncharacterized. The transcript has a single exon. Lineage: Eukaryota; Fungi; Ascomycota; Eurotiomycetes; Onygenales; Arthrodermataceae. The record is from RefSeq and is a predicted model, not a curated record. Bases 1 to 366 code for a protein of 121 amino acids.
AUGUAUCCUCUAGAUAUCCCUUUGACACUAGAUCACUGGGGAUUUCUACUGGGUCUGAUAACUAGGAAGAAAGAGCAUGAACGACACUUACUCGGUUGUCCCUUGCAUUAUGCUGGUGCUUCGUGCGCUGGGUGGCUCAAUGCCACGGUUGAGCCACGCUUCCCCGGACUUAAGAGCCGGUUUCAUUCUUAUCGAUAUACUCCUCUUGAUGAUUUUGUAGCACUAGCUUCAAUACGUUCACAAUUGAGAAAAGCUUCUAUUCCUUCAGCUUCUAUAUACUUGAUUUGUGGUAAGAUAUAUACAGGAAUUCCCGUUUGGCCCUCUAAUGACCAUGGUAUGUAUAUUGAGAAGAUCCACCGUCUCUAA